AUGAAACAAACCAUGUCGUUAGAUUUCACCUCGAUCCCGGUUCUCGACUUCUCUCAGACCAAGUCCCCGGCCACCAAGCCAAUCUUCCUAGCCGAGCUCCAAAAUGCUCUGGUGAAAGUGGGGUUCUUUUAUAUCAAGAACCAUGUCAUCCCUGAGGACAUCCAGACGGAGUUGAUACGCCAUUCCGUCCGGUUUUUUGAUCUCCCGACAGAGAAGAAGCUGGAGGUGGACAUGGUCAAUAGUAGACAUUACCUUGGCUAUGUGAGAGUGGGGAACGAAAAGAGCUCCGAAAAGAUUGAUUAUCGCGAGACCUUCACUCUCGGAAUGGAUAAUCCAGCCCCUGGUCCUGAUGAGCCAUUAUAUUAUAACAUGGUAGGCCCCGGCCAGUGGCCAGAUGAGUCGAGUAUUCCGGGCUUUCGUCAAGCAGUGCGUAACUAUCUCUCCGCCGUGCAUCGUCUGGCGGGCGAGUUCAAAGUUCUCGUGGCAGAAGCCCUUGACCUAGAACCAACAGCGUUGCUGCGGUUCUUCAACGACCGUCCCGGGGAUAGGUUCAAGUUGAUUAAAUAUCCACAGCCAUCAUCCAUCAGUUCCAAGGGCGAAGAAGAAGGCCAAGAGGGGUUCUCAGGGAUAGGCCCACACAAGGACGGAACCUUCCUGACCUUCCUUCUCCAGGGGACAGCGCACAGUGGGUUAGAAAUCCAGAACAAGAGGGGCGAAUGGAUCCCUGCUCAACCCAUCCCGGGGACACUGGUAGUAAACAUCGGCCGGAUGUUUGAGGCUUUGACUGGCGGAAUAUGCACUGCCACCACGCACCGCGUCAAUCUGAGGGAGGAAAACUUCGUGGAUGAGGCGGGGAAUUUGCUGGGUCCGCGAUAUUCGUUCCCGAUGUUUCUGCCGUUUCGACUAGACCUGGCCGAAUCCGAGAUGCCGUUGAAGAUGCCGGACCAUAUUGUGGAUUCGGUGAGGGGGGAGAAGGUGGAAUCAGAUGCAAGAGGCAUGUCUCAGGCAGUUUACAAUGUGCAAGUCGGAGAUGGUGUUUUUAUGGGCAGUGCCAUUAAACAUCCCCGUGUUGCUCACAGAUGGUACCCCGAAAUCCUUGCUAGGUCUCAGGCAGCCAGUAUCUAG
Messenger RNA from Aspergillus puulaauensis, 1125 nucleotides. Its product is annotated as isopenicillin N synthase family dioxygenase. Gene Ontology annotation, molecular function: dioxygenase activity. The coding region runs from base 1 to 1125 and encodes 374 amino acids. The record is from RefSeq and is a predicted model, not a curated record. The transcript is spliced from 3 exons. Lineage: Eukaryota; Fungi; Ascomycota; Eurotiomycetes; Eurotiales; Aspergillaceae.